AUGUGCCUCUGCAAUGCCUCACAACUCGAUUCUCUUAGCUUGUCUGGAAAUAAAUUAAGUGGCAGCAUACCCGCUUGCCUACUUAUAAACCUUCAGGAGAUCGAUCUGAGUUGUAACAACAUCAGCGGCAGCAUACCCCUAUUCCCUCUUAAAAGGAUUGUAGCGCUCCAUCUUAGCCAAAACAAAAUCAACGGUAGCAUUGCAGAUAUUUUUCCUAGGUAUUCUGGGCUAUAUUAUUUGGAUGUUAGCAAUAAUGCUUUAGAAGGGAAGAUCCCAAGGUCCCUUGCACAUUGCAAGGAGUUGGGGUACAUGAAUGUUGGCAACAACAUGAUGAGUGACACUUUUCCAUGCAUGCUAUCGAGCCAUAGUGUUCUUGUUUUGCACUCCAAUAAAUUCCAUGGGGAAGUAAUAUGUCACAUCAAUUGGCCCAAACUCAAAAUUCUGGAUAUAUCUUCAAAUCAAUUUAGUGGAAGUCUAGAAUCAAUCAACUUCUCUAGCUGGACGGCUAUGAUGCUACCGAGUGAUGGAAAAUUGAGAGGCAACAUUAGCUACAUGUUUGGGAACUCUGGCAUGACAUUAAUCAUCAAAGGGCAAAUAGAAGAGCUUCACAAGAUAUGGUUGACUAAUCUCGAAUCACUCGACCUCUCUGUAAACCAGCUAGCCGGGCCGAUCCCAGAGGAGCUUGGAGGGCUCACAUUCCUUUCAAAAUUAAAUCUCUCCUACAAUAAGUUUGUUGGAGCAAUCCCAAAAGGGCGGCAAAUUCAAACAUUCUCAGGUGAUUCAUUUGAAGGAAAUUCGGGGCUAUGCGGUUUCCCUCUCGACAUAAACUGCAGUAAUACUAAUGUACCACCACCGGGAUAUGAUGAUAAUGGGGAAGAGAAGAGGGGGAUAGAGUGGGAAUAUGUGUGUGCUGCAGUUGGAUACGUUGUGGGAGCAGGAAGCAUGAGAAGAGGUUGUUGA
Salvia hispanica is the source of this 960-nucleotide messenger RNA. NCBI's taxonomy places the organism in Eukaryota, Viridiplantae, Streptophyta, Magnoliopsida, Lamiales, Lamiaceae. The record is from RefSeq and is a predicted model, not a curated record.